This is a messenger RNA of Peniophora sp. CBMAI 1063, 1479 nucleotides long. The record is from the annotation of a GenBank genome assembly. NCBI's taxonomy places the organism in Eukaryota, Fungi, Basidiomycota, Agaricomycetes, Russulales, Peniophoraceae.
AUGGAUAACCAUACACCGACGCGAGACAAGCUUUUCCCAACCACGCCUCCCCACGGCAAUAGGCGCUACAGCGAUAAGCUGGCUCCUCCGGAUUCACCACGUGUGACCGAUAUUAGCGCAGCAGCGCAUCUCUCGGCUCGUCACUCGGCUCCUGCUUAUACCGAAACCGACAAUUGGGCGGGUUAUACGCAUCCGGAGGGAAAGAUAUAUCACGCCCGAGGAAUGAGCCCACGUAUUGUCACGGAGGUCGACGUCAAGAGCGACGCCAUUUUAAGGAUGGUGAAUGCUUACGUCGGACUGAUCUUCGGAUGGGCUUCGGAACUAGAGCUCGAGCUCGGUUCCUCCAUUGAACUGUUCGUCGAGCCUUUGGUCGCCUCAGGCGCCUGUGGUUAUUAUCUCGUGGAUCAUGGAAGUCGCGUGAUCUUUUGGUUGCAAGAUUGCAGCGUAUACGAUCUUAAGCUGCCUGAUGCAAGCUCUCCUCAAAAUUUGAAACUUGUGUUAGAAGAAAACUAUUGGAUUCACGUUGAACUAUUCAGCAUGCACAUAACCGAGCUGCCAGGAGCGUUAGACGAGCUGAUAGCUGUCUAUCUUCACGGUCGUGCAGACCUGGCGACUUCGACAACCUCGACCUUUCCGUACUCAACGAAGACAGCAGACGACCAUCUGGACGUCCUCAUGCGGUGCCGUUCCAUGCCCACCAAUCCAAUGACAUUCACUAUCAUCGCUCGUCUCUGGUCCGUCAUAGCAAACGUUCGAUACAGAAACCUCUACGGCGAGGAAUACAGCCGCUUGGAUAGGACAAUCUGGAUCUACGACGAUCAGCCGAAACAACCCAGACUCGGCCUACGUUAUCUUUCCGUGUUCAUGUUUGGUCUUCCGAACGCGAUCCGAAAGGAGUUGGACGAGCAGGUCGUGGAUGGAAUCAUGAUCGCCUGCGUCUGGUCAACAUUUAUAGAACGUCGGAUUGUCGAGUGGCAAACGACGAUGAACUGGACUUUCGCCCUCAUCAUUUGCAGCGGUAUAUCAGUCACAGUGUCCCCAGUUCCGGUGUUGCCACAUAUAUCAUUCGCCUUGACGACAGCAGGGCUGCUCUCGUCAACCCUGCUGCAGCACCGUUUCAAGAGUCUUGCUGGUACCGAUGCUGUAGAUGAUGCCUGUGCCUUUAUGCGCGAGCAGAAGGGACAAACGAUGAUAUUGGCCAUCGUCUUCAGCUUCCCACGCGCGGCUUUGAUUUGGGGCCUGGUGCUCCUCGCUUCCCAGGCGAUCUUCGUUGUCUUUCGCAGGGUCGCGCUCUCGGCUGGGAUCAUUAUAUGCAUGCUUUUAUUUUCGAUCGCCUUGUGCACUGGAUGGUGUCUCUACCCUUCGUACCGUCUGACGUGCUUCACCCCGAACUUCACUCUCCCGGGCCUUCCCUAUGGCUUCUUGUCACAGUGGUCGCGCCGCGUCGAGAGAAUACGGGAUGCGGAGCAUCAGGAUUGA